AUGGGCGGCCGCAACAGCCGUCCGAGCGCCACGCCCGCCGGGCCGCGCAUCGUCGCGACGAAUGUGCCCAGCGUCGCACAGGCGCGGACGGGGACGGCUGCAUCUGCUUGUCACGCAUGCUGGACACUGCCACGAAAGGACGUCGUUGGCAUCGUUAUCUCCUGGGGAGGUGCCACGUCCUUGGCUACUGCCGACCUCCCUUCGGAGUACAGGGUCUUCGCCCUGGGCGACGGUGCCACGCUGCCUGGAGGCCCCGGGCUUUACAUGACCCCACCUGGGCCACCGCUGCUGCUUGUGGUGGCGGAACCGGGGGAGGUGAAUGUCUUGAAGCACCUGGCCGUGGCUCCUGGCUGCCACCCGGCAGCUGCAACGGAGCUGGUCUGCGACUGGUUGAAGUCGAUGCUGCCAAAGAGGUGCAAGCUUGAAUGCAUCGAAGAUGCGAGCGCGUGCGGGCUUGACUUAUCCCAGCUACAGCAGCUGGAGGAAGGCGCGCUGGAUGCACUUGUGGAGAGCAUUCGCUCGUUCCUGCCUCCCGAUGUGGAGUUGCACGGCGCGGCCACGGUUUCCAAACGCUACAACGCACGUUGGGAGGGCGCUCGCCGCGACUACCGCUUCUUGUUGCCCAGCUUCUGUGUCGUGCCAACGUUGGCCAAAGUCCGCCAAUGGCUGGCAGAAAACAGGCCCAUGGAAUCCCCGACGGGUUUCAACGUUGAGGAUCUCAGGGAGAUUGAGGAGGAGCUGGGACUGCGGCAGGUUCGCCUCACCGACGACCAGCUGAAGCGCUUUCGGGAAGCCUUUUCUAGCUUCGAGGGUACGCACUACUUCGGGAACUUCGCCAACAAGAAGUUGGAUCCCAUGGGCCCCCAAGGCUUCCGGCACCUGCGAAGGGCGGCCUGUGGAGAACCCUUCCUGGAUGACUUCGGCAGAGAGUGGCUUCCAUUGGAGAUCAGUGGAGAUAGUUUCCUGACUCACCAGAUCAGGAAGAUGGUGGCCACCGCGGCCUUGGUUGCGCAGGGCAUAGUGUCGCUGGAAUUCAUCCAAGCUGCCAUGCACAGGCGCAUCUACGUGAAGACGCAGCGGUUUCCGCCGGUCGGGCUGAUGUUCCAAAGGCCGUUCUUCAGCCCGAAGACUCCGCAGCGUGCCGGUGUGGAGGCAGCGAUCCAGUCUGAAGAUGUCUCCGACCGCAUCGCUGCCAUGAAGGCGCGCCUCGAGGAGGCCAUCCUCAAGGCCCGGCCCGGCCAACCCAUCCAGAGCCGCAGAGCAGCGCAGAGCAGACUUCGUCAAGGUUUCGGAUGUCGGCCUGCCCGCCCUGUCCGCCCUCCGCCAGGAAGCAGAUGA
Molecule: messenger RNA, 1338 nt
Organism: Symbiodinium sp. CCMP2456
Lineage: Eukaryota; Dinophyceae; Suessiales; Symbiodiniaceae
Source: the annotation of a GenBank genome assembly